Suricata suricatta (meerkat) is the source of this 1779-nucleotide messenger RNA. It is a transcript of the gene CDK18, whose product is annotated as cyclin dependent kinase 18. Lineage: Eukaryota; Metazoa; Chordata; Mammalia; Carnivora; Herpestidae. Gene Ontology annotation, molecular function: protein kinase activity; ATP binding. Bases 175 to 1692 code for a protein of 505 amino acids. The record is from RefSeq and is a predicted model, not a curated record. Gene Ontology annotation, biological process: protein phosphorylation. The transcript has 17 exons. Gene Ontology annotation, cellular component: cytoplasm; nucleus.
GGGAGCCGCUCACCUUUCCGGAGCAGGGGAAGGAGCCCCACGCCCGGGCAGGGACCCCAGCAGGGCGCAGGGCACCGGCGCCCAGCUGCGCGGCACCCCGGCCGUCGCGGGCGGGACCCGGCGCGCUGCGGCCCCCAGGACACGCGCGGCCCCGCUGCCUGGUCCCUGCCGACCAUGAACAAGAUGAAGAACUUUAAGCGCCGUCUCUCCCUAUCCGUGCCUCGCACAGAGACCAUCGAGGAGUCCUUGACUGAGUUCACAGGGCAGUUCAGCCAGCUCCACAACCGGCACAACGAGGACCUGCAGCUCAGUCCUCUUGGCAGAGACCCCCAGCCGGAGUCCAGCACCUUCUCCCCAACAGACAGCGGGGAGGACCCUGGGCAGCCGUCCCCGGGCAUGCAGUACCGGCGGCAGGCGCAGCGCCGCUUCUCCAUGGAGGACAUCAGCAAGAGGCUCUCUCUGCCCAUGGACAUCCGCCUGCCUCAGGAAUUCUUGCAGAAGCUACAGAUGGAGAGUCCCGACCUGCCCAAACCGCUCAGCCGCAUGUCCCGCAGAGCAUCCUUGUCAGACAUCGGCUUUGGGAAACUGGAAACAUACGUGAAACUGGACAAACUGGGGGAGCCUUUUGCAGGUGUUGAGGGGGCCCAGGUCCUGGAGGAGGGCAUGAGGAUGGAGUGGCCCAUGGGCUCUGGGCAUAAUCCCGUCUUUUACUUUUCCCCCCCUGGCACCUAUGCCACCGUCUUCAAGGGGCGCAGCAAGCUGACAGAGAACCUCGUGGCCCUGAAGGAGAUCCGGCUGGAGCAUGAGGAGGGCGCCCCUUGCACGGCCAUCCGAGAGGUGUCUCUUCUGAAGAACCUAAAGCACGCCAAUAUCGUGACCCUGCAUGACCUCAUCCACACGGACCGGUCUCUCACCCUGGUGUUCGAGUACCUGGACAGUGACCUGAAGCAGUAUCUGGACCACUGUGGAAACCUCAUGAGCAUGCACAACGUCAAGAUUUUCAUGUUCCAGUUGCUCCGGGGCCUUGCUUACUGUCACCGCCGCAAGAUCCUGCACCGGGACCUGAAACCGCAGAACCUGCUCAUUAGUGAGAGGGGCGAGCUGAAGCUGGCUGACUUCGGACUGGCCCGGGCCAAGUCAGUGCCCACGAAGACCUACUCCAAUGAGGUGGUGACCCUGUGGUACCGGCCCCCUGAUGUGCUGCUGGGAUCCACAGAGUACUCCACCCCCAUUGACAUGUGGGGCGUGGGCUGUAUCCACUACGAGAUGGCCACGGGGAGGCCCCUCUUCCCCGGCUCCACGGUCAAGGAGGAACUGCACCUCAUCUUCCGACUCCUCGGGACCCCUACAGAAGAGACGUGGCCUGGUGUGCUGGCCCUGUCGGAGUUCAGAGCCUACAACUUCCCCCGGUAUCUCCCCCAGCCGCUCAUCAGCCACGCUCCCAGGUUGGACACUGAAGGCAUCCACCUCCUGACCAGCCUCCUCCUGUAUGAAUCCAAGAGUCGCAUGACAGCAGAGGUCGCCCUGAGCCACCCCUACUUCCGGUCUCUGGGGGAGCGUGUGCACCAGCUCGAAGAUACUGCCUCCAUCUUCUCCCUGAAGGAGAUCCAGCUCCAGAAGGACCCGGGCUACCGGGGCCUGGCCUUUCAGCAGCCAGGGAGAGGGAAGAGCCGGCGACAGAGCAUCUUCUGAGCCGUGUCCACCUGCUGCGGUUUGAGAGACGAGAGGUCACAGUGAGCACAACCACGGGCAGGACGGGGCCUGUGUGGCCCCAGUGGG